AUGGCGCAGCAAGAGCAAGCCAUCCGCCUCAGGAACGUCGUGAAUCAAGGUCGCUUCUUUGAGCUGCCUUUCGACACAAUCUUGUUCCUUAUCAAAGCAGCAUACUCGCACGAGUUGGAGACUUUGAAGUCUGCAUAUUCCGUCAAGUCAACGAAUCCUGAGCCCGUACCAAAAACGCCAUCUCCGUCUCAGAUACUGUACCGCGUCGACUACGAUGAAAUAAACAGGACUCUGACCAGUAUUCAGUCACUGUUCUGGAUAGCCAGGAAAGACUACACGUCAUUUGUUGGCGUUCAAGCAGCCGAGACACGGCUCUCUGUCACCUCGUUCGAAUGGAUGGUCGCAUUGUUCGAGAACACAAUCGAAACGAGCGAAGAUUUGUACACCUUGAUCACGUCAAUCAUCAUCAACGAUCUGGGCAAGUCUCCCUCAUUAGCAACGGACUACUACACCAUCACUCACAUAGAUGUGGCAAAGGACAACCAUGACGUGAUUCUGUACAAAGCAAUAAGAGAUUGUCCGCAUCUAGUACCUUCUCUACAACAUUUGCGUCCACAACAAAGAGAAGAUCUGACAGCUGGAGUAAAACUGGCAGCGACGCUGAACUUUGGGCAGCUCGCACAAGCUGAGAAUGUACCGGCUUCCUUGACCGGACUUGAGGCCAUGAGAGGCCGUCCCCAUGCUUUCAACAUGCACUUCUUGGAGCAAACACUAGACGUCGCAGGAGCAGCUGGUCAUGUGACGCACGGAUAUGCGGCCAAGCUGAUAGAACCGGUCUUCGAGUCUUAUAGGAUAGCCCACGAUGUUGCACAAAGUAUCUUGAGACAUGGAACCAGUUUGAGGGUUGGCUAUGAUCUCGUUCUGAAACAUAAAGUUCGAUUUCUCGAAGCCGCCGGAUGGGCUGAAUCGGCAUUUCUGCACGUCGGCAAAGCAGAACAUAGAGCACUAAUGCGACUGCUGUGUAUUGGAGGCGCCUCAAGCGUCGACGAUGCGAAUUUGAUAUAUAAGACAUUUCAUCACGGUCUUCUCGACGAGGAGCGAGAGUUACUAGUCGAAGGGCUGAAUCGUGAUGGUUCGGCUCAGCAUCCUGCAAUUCAAGCAACAUACAUUCCUGCGAUGUACCAGAUUGCCAUACAGAACACUAGCACUGGAUCUGACCUUGAGAAAUACCGAGCGUUGAGUGCGGUCCUUCGAUAUCUGGCCAAGCUGUUGCGUGUUGACGAUGUGGAGGCUGGUAGACUUUUUCCAAAAGUCAUGGGGAUAGAGCGGGAUGUGCGAGCGAAGCUUUGGGAACCCCUUAUUUCAGAUCGGUUCCGGCAAGCUCCGAACAUAGUUGACCGAGUUGAGCUGCCAGAAUUUGGUCCUGGGAUGGGGGUGAUGUAG
Aureobasidium pullulans EXF-150 is the source of this 1383-nucleotide messenger RNA. RefSeq lists its product as uncharacterized. The record is from RefSeq and is a predicted model, not a curated record. The transcript has a single exon. Lineage: Eukaryota; Fungi; Ascomycota; Dothideomycetes; Dothideales; Saccotheciaceae. Bases 1 to 1383 code for a protein of 460 amino acids.